Molecule: messenger RNA, 1544 nt
Organism: Boeremia exigua
Lineage: Eukaryota; Fungi; Ascomycota; Dothideomycetes; Pleosporales; Didymellaceae
Exons: 1
Coding region: 413-1411 (332 amino acids)
Source: RefSeq, a predicted model, not a curated record
UCUUAGCGUGGGGCAUGUGCUGCAGGGCCAAUGGCGGUUGAGACGCCACCGCCUAUCUACACCUCUUCGUGAAUGUGAACGUGAACGUGAACGUGAACGUGAACAUGAACAUGAAAGCGCAAACGCGAAAAUGCAGAAAGCGCAAACGCUGCGAUAUUCUACAUGGUCCCGCUCUUGGCUGAGCCCUGAUGUCUUGCUAACGACCGAAUUACCGUUUUCACUUACCCCGAGUCACCAAUACCUAAACGCAGAACUGACCUUGAUUUCAACCAUAGCUCGCACUCGCUCGAGAAUCGCUCCAAGGUACCUCAUUACUCAUCUCGGCGGACGAUGGACUGGCGUAAAUCUUUACAACUUUACCUGACACUUCUCCAAUACUGACCUUGACCUUGACGCAGACUUUAGUAGCACCAUGGAUCCCAAGGCCUCGCUUUUCGCUCGCGCUCGACCCAGAGUCAGCGUGCCAAAAAGAAAGAAGGGAGCCAACUUCCUUACUCUCUCGGGAGAAAUCAGAAACAAAAUCUACCAGCACUACUUUCAAGACACCUACCGCUGCGAGCUGGUUGGCGAAGGCUGCGACUUCUCUGCACCGAUGACCUUUAAGCUAGUGUCGUAUAUCAAAGUAUCUGAGGAAAGCCGUCGGGAGAGUCCAGUUGAUGAUGAGCAUGAGAAGCCAAUCAUGGUCCGUUUUUCGCGCCCUGGCUCUGAAGGCUGCAGCACUGAAUCGCGCGUCUGGCUCAAUCCGCACGGUGCCAUAAUCCUCGUGAGCAGACAAGUACACCAAGAGACAUUGUCGUUGUUAUAUCAGCGGACCACCUUCGUCUUCCAAGCGCCUCGUCGUAUUGCCAGCUUCCUCCACAAAGUCCCGAAGCCAAACCACCUGUUCGUCACGAACCUGCAUCUGCACUACGCCACAUACGGCAGCCCUGGCGCCGCAUGCGACGUCGUGUGGCAGGAGAAGCACCUCGAGUCUUGGACCCGUGUGUGCAAGUCAGCGGCAAAGAGUCUGACCUCCCUGCGCGAGCUGCACAUCGACCUCUGGAUCAACGAGUGCGCCCCCAAGUUCGACCUGCGCCAGAAGUGGCUGCAGCCGCUGCUAGAAUUCCGUCGUCCGCGACCGCGCUGCACCGACCACGAAGAACUUUCAACAGCCGGCAAGGCUCUGCGGGAACCACGUACCCUUGUUGAGGUCCAGGUCAUAGUCUACACUCACUUCUAUGCGCACAGCUUCGACUCGAAUGUGCCCCUUGCGGCGGCUUGCAAGCACCUGCAUCGGCUGUUCGCUCACGGUAUCGGCAAGUACAUAUAUGGGUGGAAGGAGAGGAACGCGAUGCGUCAGUUCGACAGGGCGUGGAACGAAGACUACUAUGUGUGGCAGCAUCACCUGGGGUUCGCAAGCACUGGCUGGUAGUUGCGGAUAACUGCGCUACGAGGGUUGGGCACAUGUGUCGGGCAUUCAUUUCAUCGGUUAGCCCAAGGCCGGAAGGGCGAUCUUACCUGCACGUCAGAGACAAGUAAGCAAAUAAAAGUACAAUGUUUCAUAC